Sphenostylis stenocarpa is the source of this 225-nucleotide messenger RNA. The record is from the annotation of a GenBank genome assembly. NCBI's taxonomy places the organism in Eukaryota, Viridiplantae, Streptophyta, Magnoliopsida, Fabales, Fabaceae.
AUGGUGCAAGUGAGGAACAAGCAAGUGGUUCUGAGGAACUAUGUGGUGGGUUUUCCCAAGGAAUCAGACAUGAAUAUUGUUGAAGGAAUCAUAACAUUGAAGCUUCCAGAAGGUUCUGAUGAUGUGCUCCUAAAAAAUCUGUAUCUGUCAUGUGACCCUUAUAUGAGAGUGCUCAUGAUGACCAAGGACAGUCUUGUGGGGGUUGCCUCCUACACUCUUGGCUCU